AGUCAUACAGCACAUACAGUAGGAAUCAUCACAUCCAAUGAAGCUCAAUACUCUUUUGUAGGUGUGGCAGUUUUCGGAUACUCCAUCUCCAUAUCCAUUGGGGGCAUCCUGGCCUCCCGCUGCCUACACAAUUCCAUGCUGUGUGACGUCCUGCGCUCACCUAUAUCUUUCUUUGAGCGAACCCCAAGCGGCAACCUGGUGAACCGCUUUGCCAAGGAGAUGGACACCAUUGACUCAGUGAUCCCCAGCAUUAUUAAGAUGUUCAUGGGCUCCAUGUUAAACGUGUUGGGUUCUUGUGUGAUUAUCCUGAUUGCCACACCGCUGGUAGCCAUCAUAAUUCCUGUUCUUGGCCUGCUCUACUUUUUUGUGCAGAGGUUUUAUGUCGCUUCAUCUCGCCAGCUGAAGCGUCUGGAGUCGGUCAGUCGUUCACCCAUCUUCACCCACUUCAAUGAAACUCUGCUGGGCACCUCUGUCAUCAGAGCCUUUGGUGAACAGGAGCGUUUUAUCUGUGAGAGUGACCUGCGGGUGGACCAUAACCAGAAGGCCUACUAUCCCAGCAUAGUAGCCAACAGGUGGCUGGCUGUUCGUCUGGAGUUUGUAGGAAACUGCAUCGUGUCAUUUGCUGCUUUGCUUGCUGUCAUGGCCAGAGAGAGCCUCAGUCCAGGCAUCAUGGGGUUGGCUAUCUCUUAUGCCCUCCAG
This is a messenger RNA of Notothenia coriiceps (black rockcod), 699 nucleotides long. Its product is annotated as multidrug resistance-associated protein 1-like. Gene Ontology annotation, molecular function: ABC-type xenobiotic transporter activity; ATP binding; glutathione transmembrane transporter activity. Gene Ontology annotation, biological process: xenobiotic transport; glutathione transmembrane transport. The transcript is spliced from 3 exons. The annotation marks the transcript as partial. Gene Ontology annotation, cellular component: basolateral plasma membrane. NCBI's taxonomy places the organism in Eukaryota, Metazoa, Chordata, Actinopteri, Perciformes, Nototheniidae. The record is from RefSeq and is a predicted model, not a curated record.